AUGUCGUGGCCCUGGCACUUCGUGACCGUUUCCGAGGCUGAAAAGCAACACCGUCGCGAGCUUCUGGAUCUUCGCGGAUACGUCGCCCAAUUGGCGAUCCUGCUUGCGAUUAUCCUCAUUCGAUUAUACAAUUAUUCCUCUUCAUUGGCCCAGAAGGGCGAAAAGCGUACUCCACGCUCGCGACAAAAAUCAUGGCUAGAUUUGCCGCCUUUCACGGGCUGGGUUGAAGCCCGUAGACAGUAUAUUAUCUGUCUGCUCUGGCUUGGCGGGUUAAUCGGUCUUGCUGUAUGGAAUACGGGAGACGAUUACUUGCAUCUGACCAAAGCUCUCGGCCACAUCGGUCUCUCUCAAAUCCCGCUCCAAAUAGCCAUGUCACCAGUCUUAUACAUCAGCACCUCAAAACCUCGAUCUUCCUCGCUGGUAUCUAUCCUAACUUCUAUCCCGCAGCCAUCUCUUACGCCCUACCACCGCGUCUUCGGCCGCGUCGUUGUUCCUCCUUUACUCUUGGCCCACGCCACCUUGUAUGAUUCGUUCUUCUUGCAGUCCAGUCACCCAGAUUACAGCUCUUUAUUCGCCAAGCGCAUUCUUGAUCGCGAUGUCCAGUGGGGGAUUGCGGCUGUCUGUAUGGUAAUUGCGGUCAUGGCUUUUAUGCGGCCGAUUGGCGCAACUGGGGGCAUUUGGAAGGGGUCAAUUAAGAACCGUCGACGCGCGUUUUAUAUCGUGCAUGUUUCGAUCGUGGGAGCGCUGUGUACGGCGGCUUAUUUCCAUGUGAAGCAGGCGCGGAGGUUUGUUUUGCAGUCUGUCGCGGUGCUGGCUGUGAAUCUGGGGUGUUGUUUAAUGACUGCACAGUAA
This is a messenger RNA of Aspergillus ochraceoroseus IBT 24754, 852 nucleotides long. RefSeq names its product putative metalloreductase Fre8. Lineage: Eukaryota; Fungi; Ascomycota; Eurotiomycetes; Eurotiales; Aspergillaceae. The record is from RefSeq and is a predicted model, not a curated record. The transcript has 2 exons. Bases 1 to 852 code for a protein of 283 amino acids.